Messenger RNA from Epinephelus fuscoguttatus (brown-marbled grouper), 3904 nucleotides. It is a transcript of the gene sacm1la, whose product is annotated as SAC1 like phosphatidylinositide phosphatase a. NCBI's taxonomy places the organism in Eukaryota, Metazoa, Chordata, Actinopteri, Perciformes, Serranidae. The transcript has 20 exons. Gene Ontology annotation, cellular component: endoplasmic reticulum. Gene Ontology annotation, molecular function: phosphatidylinositol-4-phosphate phosphatase activity. Bases 76 to 1836 code for a protein of 586 amino acids. The record is from RefSeq and is a predicted model, not a curated record. Gene Ontology annotation, biological process: phosphatidylinositol dephosphorylation.
CAACGUCGAUCUGGCAACGUACACAGAGCCCAAUCUCACUGCUGUCGUCACUGAGGUCAGGUAGACCGAGCGAAGAUGGCGACCGCCUACGAGAGAUACAAUUUGCACACAACCCCAGAGAAGUUCUUCAUUGAGGCCUGUGAUGAGGGGGCUGAUGCUGUGCUGGCAAUCGACAGGGUCUCAAAUGAGAUGACUCUCACAGGUAAAAAAGAUGUCCCUCCCUCAGCAGUCACCAGGCCUAUAUGCGGCAUCAUGGGAACUAUUCGCCUGGUAGCAGGGAUGUACCUGAUUGUCAUCACCAGGAAGAGGAAUGUGGGCAGCCUCCUGGGCCAUGCUGUGUGGAAGGCUGUGGAUUUUGAUGUGAUCUCUUAUAAGAAGACAGUGUUGCAUCUCUCAGAGAUCCAGUCUCAAGAGAACAAGACUUUCCUGUCCAUGAUUAACAAUGUGCUGACCACAGAUGGCUUCUACUUCUGCACUGACUAUGACCUGACACACAGUCUGCAGCGGCUGGCCAACACCAGCCCAGACUUCCAAGAGAUGAGUCUGCUGGAGAGGGCAGAUCAGAGGUUUGUGUGGAAUGGGAACCUGUUGAGAGAACUGUCUGCGCAGCCAGAGCUUCAUAAGUUUGCACUUCCUGUUGUCCAUGGAUUCAUCGUCAUGAAGCCAUGUCGUAUAAAUGGGAAGAUCUUUGAGUGGAUCCUCAUUUCCCGUAGAAGCUGCUUCCGGGCUGGCGUCAGAUACUACGUCAGAGGCAUCGACUCUGAAGGCCAUGCGGCUAACUUUGUGGAGACUGAGCAGAUAGUUUUGUAUGAGGGAGCAAAGGCUUCAUUUGUACAGACACGAGGCUCCAUGCCAUUUUACUGGAGUCAGAGGCCCAACCUCAAAUACAAACCCAAACCUAUAAUCAGCAAAACCACCAAUCACAUGGAUGGUUUCCAGAGACAUUUUGACUCUCAGCUGCUUAUCUAUGGGAAGCAAACAAUUCUGAACCUGGUGAAUCAGAAGGGCUCAGAGAAACCACUGGAACAGGCCUUUGCCAAGAUGGUGUCUGGCAUGAACAAUGGUAUGCUCAAUUACAUAGCCUUCGACUUCCACAAAGAGUGCAGCCACAUGAGAUGGGAUCGUCUCCAGAUCUUAGUGGAUGCUGUCGCUGAGACACAAGAUGAAUACAGUCACUUCAUGGUGAACUCAGAGGGGAAGACAGUAGCCCAGCAGAGAGGAGUCUUCCGCAGUAAUUGCAUGGACUGCCUGGACAGGACUAAUGUCAUCCAGAGCCUGCUGGCUCGACGCUCCCUGCAGUCUCAGCUUCAGAGGAUGGGAGUUCUGAAUGUGGGUCAACGGAUUGAAGAGCAGGCUGAGUUUGAAAAGAUCUACAAGAAUGCAUGGGCUGACAAUGCCAAUGCAUGUGCCAUACAGUACGCAGGAACUGGAGCCUUGAAAACAGACUUCACAAGGACAGGGAAAAGGACCAGGUGGGGGCUUCUGAUGGAUGGCUGGAACUCAAUGAUCCGUUACUACAAAAAUAACUUCUCUGAUGGAUUCAGACAGGAUUCUAUUGACCUGUUUCUGGGUAACUUUGCUGUCGAUGAGUCUGACGGACCCACUCCUCUUCGUGUGCAGAAGGACUGGAAGUUCCUCACGCUGCCCAUCAUUAUGCUGGUGGCAUUUUCCAUGUGCAUCGUCUGUCUUCUCAUGGCUGGUGACACUUGGACAGAGACCCUGGCUUAUGUGAUGUUCUGGGGGGCUGCUAGUGCGAUUACAGCCACUAUCAUCCUGUUUAACGGCCAAGACUUUGUGGACGCCCCCAAACUGGUUCACAAGGAGAAGCUGGACUGAGCAUGCAUGCAUGCAUGUUUUUGUGUGUGUGUGUGUGUGUGUGUGCGUGCGUGCGUGCGUGCGUGCGUGCGUGCGUGCGUAUGUGAGGAGUAUCUGGGCCCAGCAGGUUCAUAUACCUCAUAAUUUUUAAAGUCUUCUUCCCCAGGUCUGGACUCCAGACUGAUCUGCUGCCUUCAUACUGCCCUCCAGACUUCCUCAUCCAAAACAGUUUUUCUGUUAUUUGACUACAUUAUUAACCUUCUUCAGUUGUACUGCACACACUCCAUCACAUGGUUUGCAUUGAAUUUCCUAGAUUCCAUAUACUGUAUCUUUAGGUUGGUUAUGCUGGUUUGUUGGUUAUGUAGGCCAUAGGUUGUCAGUUAUACAGAGGAUCUGUGAUGGCACUUUAGGUAACUGUUUCUGUGUUAAUUAUUUUCCACCAAAAAGACUCCUAACACUAGUGCUCAUUUUCUUAUUUGUGAAUCAUUCUUAAAAAUUUAAAUCUGUCACAAUGUUAUAACAAGAAUUUUUCUAUUGUGCUUCAUUACAAGCCUUUUAGUUAGCAGCCCUGCUCACCCACAUAGGUGUUUUUGAUUAUUCUGGCUGAUCAGACCUCCAGUCAGGUUGUCACGUUUGGUGGAGCUAUGCUGGAAAUUACAUAAUAUCAACAAGCUCUGUGUACAAAUAAAUGAUAAAAGUAUUAAGAUGUCCUGUCUAAAUCGGUAUACCAAAAACAACCAAAGAGUGAAGGAGAUGUCAAGUGCAGUUUAUACAAGUACACAGUCUUUGGAACAACCUGUAAACACCGUGUAAAGUUGAUAUGACUAACAUGUUUGCAAACAGUGACUAACUUUAAUUAUUUGAAGUUGGGCAGUAGUGUACAGGGAAUUUUCAGAGCUUUUUACUUCAAACAGCUGCCUGCUGCUAGAAAUGAAGUUGAUAAGAGCAGAGUUUUGGACCGUAAAACCAAAACAGUGAGCUGAAGAAGUUAGAAAGCUCUGUAGUGCUUUGGAGUUAGUGAUAAUUCUCUGUGUUCAUCACCACAAAUGACCGCAUUCAUGCUACACACAGUCAUUUGAUCCAUCGUUAAUAUAAAAAUCUUGAUUAGUGCAGCUUUAAAGAAACUCAAUGUGAUUAUUUAUUAAGGUCAAUUAACCCUGAACAGUUACUGUCAAUGAUGUGGCACUCAAGAUGCAGUUUAUUACAUAGUAAUGAUGUAUCGAACUGAUGAAUAGUGCACUCUAUACAGUGUGUGCACUUGAGUUUUGAAUAUAACAAGCCUUACGAACUUGCAUAUGAAAUAUAAAUAUCUGGCUAAUCUGUAUGUAAGUGGAGUGAACAAUACAUAUUUCUAUUAAGCUAACUUUGGGAGAGUAUCUAUGAUGCCUUUGCCCCAUGAAAAAAACAAACAAAAUGUGUUCCCUGCAUACAGUACAGGCCAAAAGUUUGGACACACCUUCUCAUUCAAUGCGUUUUCUUUAUUUUCAUGACUAUUUACAUUGUAGAUUCUCACUGAAGGCAUCAAAACUAUGAAUGAACACGUGGAGUUAUGUACUUAACAAAAAAAGGUGAAAUAACUGAAAACAUGUUUUAUAUUCUAGUUUCUUCAAAAUAGCCACCCUUUGCUCUGAUUACUGCUUUGCACACUCUUGGCAUUCUCUCGAUGAACUUCAAGAGGUAGUCUGGGCUUGGUAUUCAUGUGAAUGCCACUUGGCAUGCUCCACCCACCCAAACACUGUUACAGACCAGGUACCCUCACCCCCCUUGACAACAGUAUUCCCCAAUAGCAGUGCUCCCCCAGCAGGACAGUGUACCACGCUACACCGUAAAAACUGCUCAGGAAUGGCCCAAGGAACGUGACACAGAGCACAAGGUGUCGACCUGCCCUAAUCUUCCAGAUCCUGAUCUGAUAGAGCAUCUGUGGGAUGUACUGGUCCCUUAAUACGACACAUCACUGUGGUGUCUGGCACCAGGGCGUUGGUGGCAAGUCCUUGAGUCCUGUGGGUUGUAAAGUGGGGUACGCACAUUUCCGACAGAUGCUCAAUCAGAUUGGGAUCUCAGGAAUUUGGAGGCCAGGUAGACACCUCAA